AUCGCUGCCCCGCGGAUAGUAAGUUAACAUACCUACGAGGUAGACGUGUAAUAACGUGAUUGUGUGUGGUAUGUAUUUGUACCGACAUAUCAUAAAAUGUGAAAAAUUGUCGGCACCUUGUCUGUAUCUGGUGGAGUUUUGUGUAAACGGAAUUUAAUAAUGAGUAAAGAGAAGAAAGGAGAGGUCAGUUUUGUGGUGGGGGACAAUGAGGAUAGCACAGAUUCUGUAGACCCCCCUGAGGUAUUUCUUGAUGAUCAUCAUGAGGAAAAGAAGGACAGUGUCCCCUCCCUCAUACAAUCUCCCUCAAGAGAGGACACCUCUGAACCAAAGCUUAAGUGUACUCAACCAAGUUAUUGUGAAACCUCACAGAGACAUCCAUCCUUUGAUAUUGAUUCCCUGUUGAAUCAGCCUACUGACUUUUCACAUGGAAAACAAAUUGGGCACAGGUCUACCUUCAUGGCAAAAAGCAGGUUUUUAGGUUUUCAUCCCGUGCAUGCUAAGCACUCCAUGUCAGGGGCCAGUAAUUUGGACAGUAGGGGGAGACGAAUGAGUUACCACCCUAAGGACUUCUCUGUGGCCACACCAGAGGAAUUUGUCAAGAGAUUCGGAGGAAAUAAAGUCAUCAACAAAGUGCUGAUAGCCAACAAUGGAAUUGCUGCUGUUAAGUGUAUGCGUUCAGUCAGGCGGUGGGCUUAUGAAAUGUUUCGAAAUGAGCGGGCCAUCCGUUUUGUAGUCAUGGUCACACCAGAAGAUCUCAAAGCUAAUGCAGAGUACAUCCGUCUAGCUGACCAGUAUGUCCCAGUACAAGGCGGAACAAACAACAAUAACUACGCCAAUGUGGAACUUAUCCUGGAUAUAGCCAAGCGAACACAAGUACAGGCUAUUUGGGCAGGCUGGGGCCAUGCCUCAGAAAAUCCCAAGUUACCAGAACUCCUCCAUAAAAAUGGAAUUAUUUUUAUCGGUCCACCAGAGGGAGCUAUGUGGGCCCUGGGGGACAAGAUUGCUUCCUCCAUUGUUGCCCAGACUGCGGGAGUGCCCACAAUGCCAUGGAGUGGUUCAGGCCUGACCCUGAACCACUCCAAGAGUGACACUAGAGCAGUCAGUGUGCCCUCUGACAUCUACAGGAAGGGAUGUGUGGAGGAUGUGGAUGAGGGACUCCAGUCUGCCAACAAAAUCGGCUUUCCUGUGAUGAUUAAGGCCUCAGAGGGAGGGGGUGGGAAGGGGAUCAGGAAGGCAGAGAAUGCUGAUGACUUCCCUAACCUCUUCAGACAGGUGCAAGUUGAAGUUCCAGGAUCCCCGAUCUUCAUAAUGAAACUGGCAACGCAUGCUCGUCACUUGGAGGUCCAGAUCUUGGCUGAUAAUUAUGGUAAUGCCAUUUCUUUGUUUGGGAGGGACUGCUCCAUUCAGCGAAGACAUCAAAAGAUCAUAGAAGAAGCCCCCGCCUCGAUUGCGACUACAGAAGUGUUUGAAAAGAUGGAACAGGCUGCAGUGACCCUGGCUAAGAUGGUGCGGUACGUCAGUGCUGGUACAGUGGAAUACCUGUAUAACGAGGAGACGGAGACAUUCCACUUCCUGGAGCUUAAUCCACGUCUCCAAGUGGAACAUCCGUGUACAGAGAUGGUGGCAGACAUCAACCUUCCAGCUGCUCAGUUACAGAUUGCUAUGGGCCUGCCCCUGUACCGCCUUAAGGACAUCCGACAGCUGUAUGAAGUGGAUACAUGGGGAGACAGUCCUAUAGACUUCUCUAACCCCUCCAUUCACCCCAGACCCCGGGGUCAUGUCAUAGCGGCCAGGAUCACCAGUGAAAAUCCAGAUGAAGGAUUUAAGCCGAGUUCUGGUACAGUCCAGGAGUUAAAUUUCCGCAGCAGUAAGAAUGUGUGGGGGUACUUCAGCGUGGCAGCCACGGGAGGGCUACAUGAAUUUGCUGACUCCCAGUUUGGACACUGCUUCUCCUGGGGAGAGGACCGGGAAGAUGCCCGAGAGAACUUAGUGGUGGCCUUGAAGGAGCUGUCGAUCCGUGGUGACUUCAGAACAACAGUAGAAUACCUCAUCAAACUGUUAGAAACGGAGGAAUACCAGAACAACAAGAUCACCACAGGCUGGCUGGAUAAGCUGAUAUCCGAGAACGUCCAGGCAGAGAAGCCAGAUGUCAUGCUCGGAGUAAUAUCUGGAGCACUCCACAUAGGAGAGCACCAAAUCCAGGAUUGCUUCCAGACAUUCCAGGCCUCCCUGGAGAGAGGGCAGAUCCUGCCGGCUAACUUGCUGAAAAAUCAUGUGGACGUGGAAUUCAUUAGUGAAGGGAUCAAGUACAAUGUCAAGGUGGUGAAGACGGGGCCAAACAACUACUUUAUAUGUAUGAAUGACUCCAUGCUGGAAGUGGAAGCUCAUAGAUUGAGUGAUGGUGGUUUGCUGAUUUCGUUUGAUGGUGCUAGUUACACAACUUACAUGAAGGACCAAAUCAGCAGUUACAGGAUCACUAUAGGCAACAAAACGUGUGUGUUACAGAAGGAGAACGACCCAACCAAACUCAGGUCUCCCUCGGCUGGUAAGCUGUUGAACUACAUGAUAGACGACGGUGGCCAUGUGUUUGCGGGGGAUGUGUAUGCUGAGAUUGAGGUCAUGAAGAUGGUGAUGGAACUCAGGGUCACAGAAAAUGGAUGUGUACAUUAUGUAAAGAGACCGGGAGCAGUACUAGAUGGUGGCAGCAUUGUUGCUAACCUUGACCUGGAUGAUCCUAGCCGUGUUCAGCAGGCCCAGGCCUUCACAGGGAAACUCCCCCAGCCUGUAGCCCCUCCCACUCAUGGGGAGAAGCUACACCAGAUCUUCCAGAGCACCCGUGCUGAGCUGGAGAAUAUUCUGGCUGGGUAUACACUACCAGAGCCUUACUUUAAACCGAAGCUUCAGACCUCCAUUGAGAAACUUAUGAAAUGUUUAAGGGACCCCUCACUGCCAUUACUUGAGCUUCAGGAUCUUGUAGCUAUGAUAUCUGGAAGAAUUCCUCCACAAGUGGAAAAAGCCAUCAAGAAACAUCUUCAGUCAUAUGCCAGUAACAUUACGUCCGUCCUCAGUCAGUUUCCAAGUCAACAGAUUGCAAAUGUGAUAGACAGCCAUGCUGCCACACUGACAAGGAGGGCAGAGAGAGAAAACUUCUUCAUGACAACUCAGGGCAUAGUUCAGCUAGUACAAAGAUACCGGAAUGGAAUCAGAGGUCACAUGAAAAGUGUGGUUCAGGACUUACUGAAACAGUAUGUCAGGGUGGAAGUUCAAUUUCAACACGGUCACUAUGAUAAAUGUAUAGCUCAGCUUAUAUCCAAAACCAAGGACAUGUCUACCGUGGCUGGUAGCAUUUUCUCUAAUCUUGCUGUACAGAAGAAAAACGUUCUAAUCACCAUGCUUAUAGACCACAUGUGUAGAAAGGAAGCAGGAUUAACUGAUGAACUGGCUUCCAUUCUUACCGAGCUCACAACGCUGAACAAUGCAGAGAAUGCCAAAGUAGCUCUCAGGGCCAGACAGGUGUUGAUAGCCGCCCAUACUCCACCUUAUGAACUUCGACACAACCAGAUGGAGUCAAUCUUCCUGUCAGCCAUAGACAUGUAUGGGCCAGAAUUCAAUCCAGAAAAUCUACAGAAAAUCAUUCACUCAGAAACAGCCAUCUAUGAUAUCCUACAGGAGUUCUUUUGGCAUCCUAAUAAUCUGGUGCGGUCAGCAGCCCUAGAGGUGUACAUUAGGAGAGCAUAUAUUGCAUAUGAAGUGAACUGUCUCCAGCACAGGGAACUAAAUGGAGAUAUGUCAAUGGUGGAAUUUAAAUUCCUGCUGCCUCGAUCUCAUCCAAACAGAUUGAUGGUGAUGCGAUAUGACAGCAGUGACAAGGUGUCCGGACUGAUGGAUGCUGCUGCCCACAUUGAUCAGCUAGAUGAACCACCCACUUGUCAAAGAAUGGGAAUCAUGGCCUCUUUCAACUCCAUGGAGGACUUUGAAAUUCAUUUUGAGCAGAUGAUGAACUGUUUCACUGUGGAGACAGACAGCCCACCCAGCAGCCCAGCUGUUCUGGCCAAGAGCCCAGCAGGCAACGAGGACUGCAUUUCACUGCAUAGUACUUCCGACGCUGACGAGCCCAUACAUAUAAUUAAUAUUGGAAUCAAGUUCAGCAAGAAAGAUAAAUAUGAUGACAAUGCUCUAGCUGUCAAAUUCCAGGACUUUUGUAAAGAGAGGGAGCAGUAUCUGUGUGAGAAAGCAAUCAGAAGAAUCACAUUUUUGGUGUACUGCAGGAGAAGUUCACCAAAAUAUUUUACUUAUCGUGCCAAAUUCAAUUUUGGUGAGGACAGGAUUUACCGACAUUUGGAGCCGGCAUUAGCUUUCCAACUUGAAAUCAACAGGCUCCGUAAUUUUGACCUUGAGGCUGUACAAACUAACAACUACAAGAUGCAUUUGUACCUGGGAAAAGCAAAGGUUGCUGCUGGGCAGGAGGUGACAGACUACAGGUUCUUUGUACGAGUCAUCAUCAGGCACUCUGACCUCGUCACUAAGGAGGCCUCAUUCGAGUACUUACAAAAUGAAGCAGAGAGAACCUUACUGGAGGCCUUGGAUUCAUUGGAAGUGGCAUUCUCCCACCCGCUGUCAAAAAAGACAGAUUGUAACCAUAUAUUCCUGAAUUUUGCACCAACACUGACCAUACCUGAACCAGGCAAGUUGGAGGAGACUGUUAGGGCUAUGGUGAUGAGAUACGGCAGUCGUUUAAUGAAGAUGAGAGUUCUCAAUGCGGAGCUGAAAUUCACCAUCAAGUUUGCAUCCAGUCACACAAGCAUUCCUAUUCGACUCUACCUGACCAAUGAAAGUGGGUACUACUUGGACAUGAGUAUGUAUAGGGAAGACACAGACCAAAACACUGGACAGGUAAUGUUUCAAUCCUAUGGCACAAAACAAGGAGCCCUUCACGGUCUGUUGAUUAGCACACCUUAUCCCACCAAGGACCACCUCCAGUUAAAGCGGUUCCAAGCCCAGUCAAGUGGAACCACAUAUGUGUAUGAUUUUCCAGGAAUGUUCACACAGGCAUUACAGAAAUUCUGGAAGGACUAUCGAGACGAGAACCAAAUUCCCCAAGGCGCCUUCAGUUGUAUAGAACUGGUUCUGGAUAAGGACAAUAACCUCUGUAAACAGAACAGACUACCAGGGGAAAACGAGAUUGGAAUGGUGGCCUGGCAAAUGACCUUGAAGACACCUGAAUGUCCCGAGGGUCGUGACAUCAUUGUCAUAUCUAAUGACAUCACCUACAAAAUUGGUUCAUUUGGACCUGCGGAGGACCUCCUGUUCAAGAAAGCAUCAGUGAAAGCCAGGAAGGAGGGGCUCCCCCGUAUCUUUGUGUCUGCUAACAGUGGAGCAAGGAUCGGACUGGCUGAGGAGAUCAAACAUCUGUUCAAGGUUGCCUGGAAUGACCCUAAAGAUAUAGAGAAAGGAUUUAAAUAUCUUUACCUGACCCCUGUAGAUUUCAAGAAAGUUAGUGCAAUGAAUUCCGUCCAUGCAGAACUUAUAGAAGAUGAAGGCGAACCUAGAUAUAAAAUUUUAGAUAUCAUAGGAAGAGAGGAAGGGCUAGGAGUGGAAAAUCUGAGAGGAUCCGGAAUGAUUGCCGGGGAAUCGUCGAUUGCUUAUAAUAAUAUUGUUACAAUCAACUUGGUAACCUGUCGAGCUAUAGGUAUAGGUGCCUAUUUAGUCCGACUUGGCCAGAGAACAAUACAGGUGGAGAACUCCCACAUCAUCCUCACCGGUGCAGGUGCACUUAACAAGGUGCUUGGUAAGGAGGUGUACACCAGUAACAAUCAGCUGGGAGGAAUCCAGAUUAUGUACACUAACGGUGUCACUCACGACAUCACAGCUGACGACUUUGAGGGGGUCUACAAAAUCAUACAGUGGCUGUCCUACAUGCCUAAGUGUAAAGGUUCCCCAUUACCAGUACUAGAUACAGGGGACCCAGUGAAUAGGGAGGUAGAGUUUGUCCCCACCAAGGCUCCCUACGAUCCCAGGUGGAUGUUGAAUGGCAGACAGAAUCCAGAUGACAAGACCUCCUGGCAGAAAGGUUUCUUUGACCACAAGUCGUUCCAUGAAAUCCUACAGCCCUGGGCUCAAACAGUUGUCACUGGUCGGGCCAGGUUAGGAGGAAUCCCUGUGGGAGUGGUCUGUGUGGAGACCAGAACAGUAGAAAUGACGACCCCUGCAGACCCAGCCAAUAUAGACUCGGAGACCAAGGUGAUACAACAAGCAGGUCAGGUGUGGUUCCCCGACUCAGCUUACAAGACAGCACAGGCCAUUAAGGAUUUCAACAGGGAGGAGCUUCCUCUCAUGGUGUUUGCGAACUGGAGAGGUUUCUCUGGUGGAAUGAAAGAUAUGCAUGACCAGGUACUAAAGUUUGGGUCAUACAUAGUCGAUGCUCUGACGGAGUAUAAUCAACCAAUCAUGAUCUACAUUCCUCCGUAUGCAGAGCUGAGGGGUGGGGCAUGGGUAGUUGUGGACCCGACCAUAAACCCCACACACAUGGAAAUGUAUGCAGAUGAACUCAGCAGGGGAGGAGUUCUUGAACCAGAGGGAACAGUGGAAAUCAAGUACAGGAGAAAAGAUCUGGAGAAAACUAUGCAGCGACUGGAUCAGACCUGCAUCCAGAUAGUGGAGAAGCUCAGCAGUCCACAGCUGAAUCCAGAUGAGAAGGCAGAACUCCAGAAAAAGUUGGCAGCUCGCCAGGACCGCUUACUUCCCAUGUACCACCAGGUUGCAAUCCAGUUUGCUGACCUCCAUGACACCCCGGGCAGAAUGGAGGAAAUGGGCGUCAUUACUGACAUUCUGAAAUGGCAGUCCAGCAGAGAGUUUUUCUACUGGCAUCUGAAGAGGAGGUUGCUGGAGAGGCAACUGAAGAAGAAGAUGAAGCAGUUCACCCACAAUGUGGGGGAGGGAGAGCUCAACUCCAUGUUACAUCGGUGGUUUGUGGAGGACAGGGGCACUAUAAAUGCAUACCUGUGGGAAGAUGAUAAAGCUAUGGUAGAGUGGCUGACAGAACAGAUCAGGGAGGACAGCAUUGAUAAUGCAGUGUCGGACAACAUCCGUUGUCUACAGCGAGAACACGUUCUACAGCAGGUCAGAAGCUUGAUACAAGACAAUCCAGAAGUUGCCAUGGAUUCCAUUGUUCAUAUCACACAACAUAUGACUCCAAGUCAAAGGUCGGAGGUCUCCAGAAUCCUGGCCAACAUGGACACAUGACAGAGCUAUGUGAUAAGAUUAGACAAUCAUGAAAUGUCUUUGUUGUAAAUUACAUUAAACCUUUUGUGAAAAAUGUCAUGUGCAUAAUAGAAAUCCAUUUCUAUCAUCAUUUCAUGACAUAUUAUUCUAAACUAGCUGCCUGAUACUUUGCAUUUUCAUUUAUACAUGUAUCCAAAUAAAGGGUAAACAUUGUAUUUAGAGAUACCACUUUGUCAGUUAUUGAUACAAGGGUGUCUGAAUUCUGUUGUCUGCCUUAACAGGGUUACUCUAACAAUACUGUCUUUCACGGAGUGUGGCGAUUACUUUUAAUCCACAUACAGGUGUAUACUAUAAACUCUUUAUUAUUUAUAUAUACUGAACAUCUUAUUCAUGUACAGAAGUACUAAAAUUCACAUGAAAUUGUAAUACUAAAUUAUUGACUUGUGUUUAGUCAUAAAGUUUUAUUUAGUAUAUAUAUUUUUAUAUUCAUAUGUUAAUUGAUGUUUCACCUGACAUUAGGAUGAACAUUUUGAUAACAAUAAAAAUGAAUUGCUAGC
This is a messenger RNA of Ostrea edulis (European flat oyster), 7778 nucleotides long. Its product is annotated as acetyl-CoA carboxylase-like. The record is from RefSeq and is a predicted model, not a curated record. Gene Ontology annotation, biological process: fatty acid biosynthetic process. Bases 160 to 7242 code for a protein of 2360 amino acids. The transcript is spliced from 57 exons. Lineage: Eukaryota; Metazoa; Mollusca; Bivalvia; Ostreida; Ostreidae. Gene Ontology annotation, molecular function: ATP binding; acetyl-CoA carboxylase activity; metal ion binding.